Vanessa tameamea is the source of this 4326-nucleotide messenger RNA. Its product is annotated as protein dachsous-like. Gene Ontology annotation, cellular component: plasma membrane. Gene Ontology annotation, biological process: cell adhesion. The transcript is spliced from 21 exons. The record is from RefSeq and is a predicted model, not a curated record. Gene Ontology annotation, molecular function: calcium ion binding. The coding region runs from base 55 to 4167 and encodes 1370 amino acids. NCBI's taxonomy places the organism in Eukaryota, Metazoa, Arthropoda, Insecta, Lepidoptera, Nymphalidae.
UGUUCUAUUGUUUGUUGUUGUGAUGUGAUAUCGAACAAUAUACGUUAAUUGAAAAUGGGAGAUCGCAGUAUAUUAUUUUUUUACGUCAUUAUAACUACGUAUCUGCGGGUGAAUCAUGGAUGCUCGAUAGAUGGAAUCCCAAAUUGGUUCGUGCCUGUAAAUCAACGAAUACUAGACACGGACAGUGGUAUCAUUUACAGAAGAUCAACUUCAGGCAUAGAAGAUUUAAUCGGUGUUACACAUAGAACAGAAGGCCUCAACGGAGGACCUUACGUCGAUGUGUCACUAGCGAAUUCUGAGCUUACUAUUUCGACACUUGAUAAUUUCAAAACAUACGAGGAAAUUGAAACCGCACUGUCCAUUGGUUUUACGGCAAUGUUUCGAUGCACUGAUGGUAGCUCAAGAAUUUUGGUUUUUAAUAUAGAUAUAACCGACACCAACAAUAACGACCCUGUUUUUAAACCAACAAACAGUUAUGAAAUCACGUUAGCACCUCCAGUCCCGCCGAACUUUUUACUUACUAACUGCAUAAAUGACAUAAUCGUCAGGGAUAUCGACUUAACAACGGAAAGGAUUGACUUUGCAUUAGAAGGGAGCCCAUUAUUUGAAAUAGCAUACGAUAAUUCAUCUACGGUACCAAAGGAGUUCAAGGCGACUUUGAGAACUACAACAUUUAUUAGAUCAAUCCCUGAGGCGAUAACUUUCACAGUCACAGCCACGGACGUAGAUAGAACUGGUGAUAGUCGAAGAACAGCAACUGCUACGGUUAAAGUUUUAGCAGACAGCCAAUUCGAGUUGCCCGACGAGCCAAUUUUCUCGCAACCCUUCUACAUAGCAAACUAUACAAAAGAACAUGAGUUCAUCCUACAAGAUUCCAUUUAUCUCCGCCAAGGUUACGACAGUGGAGUUAAAUUUAGUUUGGACGGACAAUUUUCUGAAAAUUUCAAAUUAGUUGCUACUGGGAACCAAAUAACCUUCACUGUUACAACUUUAUUGCCCGAUGAAGCGUUUCAACAAAGAGAAAUCUAUCUCACAGUUAUAGCGGAGAGAGAUUACACAAGUGGGGCGAAUGCUAUGAUCGUUCUACAGCUACCUGGAGAUACCGAGGCGGCAUUUAAUAAAGUGCUUUAUAAUGGGAAGCUCGAAGAUGGCGUAGUAUCUCACGAAACGAUCACUGUAUCAGGAUACGAUGGCGCGAACAUACAAAUUAUUGGAGCCCAGGAGUCUUCAUUCGAAGUCGAUUUUUUAAAUGGCGUUGUAACAAUACACAAGGCCCCGUCGGCGAUUCUCCCAGUCGGACUCACACACAUCGCGUUGACGCUUCAAGCGAGCCGCGCUAGCGCUGUGCUUUUGCUAGAUAUCACUGAUACAGAAUCAGAAACUAAAGAGACAUUUAGUAAAGUUCUUUACAAAGGAAAUCUGGAAAAUGGAGAGGUGUCUCACGAAACGGUUGCUAUAUCCGGAUACGAAGGCACUAAUGUACAAAUUAUUGGAACUUACGAGUCUUUAUUCGAAGUUGAAUAUUCGAAUGGCAUUGUCACGAUACGCAAAGCCGCGUCUGCGGUGCUCCCAGUCGGACUCACGCAUAUCGCACUGACGCUUCAGGCGGGCCGUGCUAGUGCUGUUCUUCUGUUAGAUAUAACAGAUUCAGGAUCAGAAAUCGAAGCGACAUUUAGUAAAGUUAUUUAUGAUGGGAAACUCGAAGAUGGCGUGGUAACUCACGAAACGAUUACGAUAUUCGGAUACGACGGCACGACUGUACAAAUUAUUGGAGCCUACCAGUCUUUAUUCGAAGUUAAUUUGUCGAAUGGCAUUGUAACGAUACGCACAGCUGAGUCUGCAGUGCUCCCAGUCGGGCUCACGCACAUCGCACUAACACUCCAAGCGGGCAGAGCUAGCGCUGUCCUUUUGUUAAAUAUCACUGAUACAGAAUCUGAAACUAAGGCAACAUUUAGUAAAGUACUUUAUAAUGGAGGGGUCAAAAAUAGUGUAGUAUCUCACGAAACAAUCACUAUAUCCGGAUAUGAUGGGACGAGUGUACAAAUUAUUGGAGAUUACGAGUCUUCAUUCGAAGCUGAUUUAUCGAAUGGCGUUGUGACUAUACGCAAGGCUGCAUCUGCGGUGCUCCCAGUCGGACUAACCCACAUCGCGCUGACGCUUCAGGCGGGCCGCGCUAACGCUGUACUUCUGCUAGAUAUCACAAAUUCAGAAGAUACUGGUCCACCAACGGUGACAUUUAGUAGAACGUCAUAUUUCUUGUGGGCGGAUAUAAAUCAAUAUGGAGUGGUUGGGAGAGUGCAAGCUACUGCGGAAAACGGUGAAACGAUCUCGUACUCUCUUCAUAUUGAUGACGAUGAUAAUCUUCGACAGCUAAUUUCAAUUAAUAACGAGGGUGAAAUCCUGCUGUCAGCUGCAGUCCAAUCAGGCGUAUACAGUUUUAUCGUAACUGCCACUGCCGAAAAUAGCCGAGUUAAUGCAACCGCUUCGGUAUUGCUGCGAGUUGAAGCUCUACCAGAGUGUGGCACCGAAAUUGGUCUACCACCGUUAAUAGUAUUAGAAAGAACAGAGGAAGAACCACAUAAAAACUUAGUUGCCUUAAAUAGAACUUUGUACAAAAAUUGCCGAUAUAAUCUUUUAAACAGCUGGCCAGCGGAUCAAUCAUGGCUGUAUGUCGACGAAGAAGGCUUGCACGCGAAGGCCAUCGACCGGGAGCACGAAUCAAUCGCCUUUAUGACUUUAUCUCAGAUUCAAGUAGAGCUAAUACUUCAAUGCGACAGUGAUGAAGUGUCGGUCACUAAGCGUUCAUUAAACACAGAGAGACUUCAACAAGGGCCUGAUAAAUAUGGCUCUAACAAAUGGAUCCUAGCCGACACUAUUGUCUACGAUGCGAGACGCAGCUUUGUGAAUCUAAUCGUUACUGAUAUUAACGAUAAUAAACCCAUAUUUGAAGGAAAGGAAAAUGAACCAGUAUAUGUCGGAUUCCCAGUUCCCGAACUCGAAGACACGAUAUUACCACGAGCUUUGACGCAACUAAAGGCGACAGAUGCAGAUAUUGGAGAGAACGCAGCUCUAAUAUAUUGGAGUAUAGAAGACAAUCUUGCCGUGGCGCCGCAGACUGGUUUUGUACACGUGCGCAAUAAAGCGCGCCUAGAAAAUAAUUCUCGACUUACUGUAUAUGCGACCGAUCUGAAUGGAAAAGGUCUUAACGGAUCGUUGGACAUUGUGGUAAAAUUACUAACGAAAAAUCAAAUCGCAGUUAUAACUGUCCAAAACGCAUUCUUAGACGAUGAAGAUACCGUAUUAAAUGACUUGAGUGAAGCUAUUGGAUACGAAAUAAAAGUGCUAAGGACAGUCGUAAUAUCGGAAAAUAAUGAAGGUUCUUCGAGAAAGAGACGCGAUGUUGAAAGUAAUUCUGGUGCAUAUUUGCAACUCUACGUGUAUGGAUUACGGGAAAGUCAGCCAGUUGAUGUGUUACGGCUUACACGUGAUAUACAUAACAGUAACGUUGCGACCGUAAACGUAGCCAGGGUAUUAUCACUUGAAGAUCAUCUUGAAGGUCUCGAGAUAUGUCCGAUUCCGGGACGUGACACUGGUCUGUUCGUAGCCACCAUAGUUCUAGCUGUACUGCUUCUCAUAGUAAUUGUAGUGAUUUUUGUCUGGUUUAUCCUGAUUAAGAAAUUCCAGAUACACUUGAAAUGGAGAAAAAAUGAAAACUAUGAACAAUUUAACGAUUCUAAUAGUGUAGAGUCUCGAAGUAGUGCAUUGGAAUCACUUCCAAAAGUAGAAAUUCAACCGAAACCAAGACUCAAUAUAGAAGAGUUAAAGCGGAGUGAACGAAGACUCCAAGAAAUGCUCGAUAUUCCCGUACAAGAAUUUGAACCGGUUAAACCUGUAAAUGAUGUAAAAGAGGUGACCAAUGAGCUUCAAGGUGAAACAAUACUUGAUAUACCUAAUCUUAUUUCACCGUUACCUAUAGUUAUACAAUCAAUCGAUAAGUUAAAAACCGACAAUGAUGAAUCAGAAGAUGAAGACGAAUUUGGUGAAAAAAAAAAAGAAAAACCACGAAAAUCAGUUGUUACAUUUAACGAAAACGUUGAAAAAAUCAUUCAUUUAGAAGAUGAUUACGAAGAAAGGUCGGAAUCUGAUUUGGAAGUUUAUAAAUUUUAAAUAUCUUUACUAUAAACUAAAGAAAAAAGAAGCUUUUUUAUAUUUUAAAACAUGUAUAUAUAUUUUUAUUCAAGCAAUACUCAUGUGAUUUUUUUUAACUUGAUUUUUUUUUAUUAGUUGUUUAUUUUAAAUAAAAAUAAAAUGUUCCUACACCGGUAA